UACACAUUGAAGCAUGGCGCAUUUGUCUUUGAAUAAGUACCUUCAGCAGGUUGAGGAAUCCAUAUCGGAAAAGGAUGGCUUUUCUUUAGCAGAGUUACUGUCAUUCAAACAUCCACAUGUUGCCAACUACAGACUUCACCUUGAACACCCAGAGGCGCAGUGUCAGCAAUGGUUUGAACCAUCAUAUGAUGAGCUGGUGGCAGCUCAUUUAAGAUGCACAUGGGCGGUAGCAAACCAUGACUUCAUUGAAGCCUAUGGAUGUCAGGCAGUUGUUGUCCAAGCAUUCACAAAAGCAUUCCAGAGCCAGAAGGAUGAGAACUGGGCUUUACCAGUCAUGUUUGCCGUUUGUCUCGACCUCAGGUUAUUUGCCAACAGUGGCGAUAUCCAGCUGAGUAAAAAAGGGCGGGGUAAACCAGGAGAGACUUUAGAAAAAGCUGCUGAACUUCUCAUGGGCUGCUUCAGGAUAUGUGCCAGUGACAACCGAGCAGCUAUAGAAGAAUCCAAGAAAUGGGGCAUGCUCAACCUCAUCAACCAACUUUUCAAAAUAUACUUCAAGAUAAACAAACUUCAUUUAUGUAAACCACUGAUCAGAGCCAUGGACAGCUUGCCCAUCAAAGAUAAAUUCAGUGUCUCACAACUCAUUACAUACAGAUACUAUGUUGGAAGAAAGGCAAUAUUUGAUGGCGACUUCAAAAGUGCCGAGGACUACUUGUCAUUUGCAUUCCAGAGAUGUCAUCGUUCGAGCAAAAACAACAAACGACUUACACUUAUCUUUCUCCUGCCCGUCAAAAUGUUGCUUGGUCACAUGCCUAAAGUUGAGUUGUUGAGGAAGUACGAUCUCUUACAGUUUGCAGAAGUCACUGAAGCAGUAAGCUCUGGCAAUAUACUCCAACUUAACGAGGCUUUCGAGAAGCACGAAGCAUUCUUCAUCAAGUGUGGCAUCUAUCUAAUCUUGGAGAAACUCAAGAUCAUCGCGUAUAGGAAUCUAUUCAAGAAAGUCUACAUGCUCAUGAAGACGCAUCAACUGCCCAUUGAAGCCUUUGUGACAGCAUUGAAGUUUAUGAAGAUUGAAGACAUUGACAGUGAUGAAGUCCAGUGUAUAUUGUCCAACCUGAUACACGAGAACAUGAUCAAAGGAUACAUCAGCUACCAGCAUCAAAAGUUAGUCGUCAGUAAACAAAAUCCAUUCCCGGCAUUGGCGACUGUCAGUUAGGAUACCUUCGUCAGAUUUAUCUGGUGCUUCGUUAGAGGACAAAAGACACUGCUGAGAGAAGGACAGAGGGGCUGUUGUUACUGCAUUUAGGACAUUCUGUCUGUCUUUGGGUUAGAAGGAGAUACUUUCUGUCAAAAUGAUUCUUUCUCCUUCAGCAUUCUAAAUGUCAAACUUACAUCAUUUGUACAUUGUACACAGUGGUUGAUGGUAACUUUUGUAAUGAUUUGUAUUUGUAAAAUGUUGUAAAAAAUAAAC
This is a messenger RNA of Lineus longissimus, 1468 nucleotides long. Its product is annotated as PCI domain-containing protein 2-like. Gene Ontology annotation, cellular component: transcription export complex 2. Gene Ontology annotation, biological process: post-transcriptional tethering of RNA polymerase II gene DNA at nuclear periphery; poly(A)+ mRNA export from nucleus; transcription elongation by RNA polymerase II. The transcript is spliced from 14 exons. Lineage: Eukaryota; Metazoa; Nemertea; Pilidiophora; Heteronemertea; Lineidae. The coding region runs from base 14 to 1213 and encodes 399 amino acids. The record is from RefSeq and is a predicted model, not a curated record. Gene Ontology annotation, molecular function: RNA binding; double-stranded DNA binding.